Messenger RNA from Closterium sp. NIES-67, 1728 nucleotides. NCBI's taxonomy places the organism in Eukaryota, Viridiplantae, Streptophyta, Zygnematophyceae, Desmidiales, Closteriaceae. The record is from the annotation of a GenBank genome assembly.
AGUCUGACCAGUAUCCGUCGCCCAGCGUUAUCAGAGGAAACAGAGGCAAGGCAGCCCCUCCCAGCUUGAGUCUGGCAAUAAAGCUGGUCUGUGCCUUUUCGGAGGCAAGCAUCCCAACCAAGCAUUGCGAGAAACUUGCUCCGUUUGCGCUAGCUUUGUUGUCUGUCGGAGCGGCAGUCGGUUGCGAACCUGUGGCUUCGAAAGAGACUUUGAAAAUCGCGCAAGGCGUACGAUAGUCCCUGGCCAGGUGCCUAGUUGUACGUUAGCCAUGGCGUUUGCGGCUCGCGCGACCAGCUGCCAGCUCCGCCUGGCCACAAAUCUUCCCCAGUAUUCCGCUUCGAAGGGCCCCGUCUCGGUCCGUCUCCCAGCCGUGCGCGCGGCGGCCGGCGAUGCGGAGAGCAGCGCGGAGAAGCCGCGCGUGGGGGAUCCGCAGGGGGAGCGCGCGAAGGGGAUCUUCGAGUUCGUGACGGACAACCCGUCGAGCAAAUCCGCCAUUCAGCUGAAGAAUGCACCCGCCAUGGACGGCAACGUCGGCCAGAUGAUCUCGGCCAUCGAGGACAAGGGCAAGGACAUGGGGUCGUACGUGCUGUCGGGCGAGUUCCAGUACUUCGUCCGACAAAUAGGCCAGCCAAGCGACCCUCUAGUGGUGUACCUGCACGGAGCUCCUGCGCAGUCAUGGGGCUUCAGAGAAGUGAUGCAGCAGAUGGCGGAGAAGGGCUACAGGGGCAUUGCGCCUGACUGGAUCGGAUAUGGCUUCUCAGAAAAGCCUCAGCCGGGGUACUACUUUGCUUACACGGAGGAGGCGUAUCACCAAGAGUUGGAUCGUCUCUUGGAAACCCUGAGCGUGACAGAGCCCUUCUACCUUGUAGUGCAUGGCUAUCUCGUAGGCAGCUACGGCCUCACAUGGGCUCUCAAGAACGCUGAGAGGCUCAAGGGGCUGGCCAUCCUCAACACGCCGCUGUCGGGGUCCUCUCCCCUGCCCCAAAUAUUCCAACAGCUCAGAAUGCCGUUCGUGGGCGAGUUCCAGUGCCAGAACGCCGUGCUGGCAGAGCGGUUCAUUGAGAAGGGCAGCCCCUACUCCCUAGAGCUCGACAACGCUGAUGUGUACCGCCUGCCAUACCUCGACAGCGGUGAACCUGGUUUCGCCCUCCUGGAGACGGCCCGCAAGGCCAACCCCAAGCAGGUCGGGGAGAGGAUCCAGAGCGCCCUCUCGUCCCCCAGCUGGACGGUACCCACAGUGAUUGCAUGGGGCAAGGACGACCCCUACAUUCCCAUGAGCGAGGCCCAGGCUGUAGCCAAAGCCAACUCGUCCUCUGUGACGCUGAGAGUGCUAGAGGGAGCCGGGCACACCCCCCAGGAGGACUGGUCUGAGAAGGUGGUGGACAGCCUGCGAGUCUCCUUCAACUGAUUCGUCCAGAAGCGAUAAGAGGAUUGUUAGAACCCUCACUUGCGGACGUCUCCUGUUUUCCCUGGAGUGGCUAUAACGGCGGAGUUUUGCCCCCUGUAGAGGAGAAGAAACGUGUGCCGUGCCAGGCACACAAGGGCCAACAAUGUAGCAAUGUGUUCUAUUCAAUUUAUACAACAGCAGCUACGUUGCACUGCACUGGUGACUUGUGCUCCCUUUCUUGCACCAGCCAAUCUAGAAAUACUAUAGCCAAACCAAACAUGUGUCAUCCUUUAAAUGGCCAGGGAUUAAACAGCUCAGCACAUGCUAAAGCCUGUUACCAA